Molecule: messenger RNA, 1266 nt
Organism: Dinoponera quadriceps
Lineage: Eukaryota; Metazoa; Arthropoda; Insecta; Hymenoptera; Formicidae
Gene: C15
Product: homeobox protein HMX1
Exons: 3
Coding region: 1-1266 (421 amino acids)
Biological process (GO): animal organ development; regulation of transcription by RNA polymerase II
Cellular component (GO): nucleus
Molecular function (GO): DNA-binding transcription factor activity, RNA polymerase II-specific; RNA polymerase II cis-regulatory region sequence-specific DNA binding
Source: RefSeq, a predicted model, not a curated record
AUGUCGGAGCACAGCGACGUGGACGCGACGGAGGAGAUCAACGUGGACGACUCCGACUCGCAGAGUUGCAGUCCGCGGAAUUACACGAGCCACGAUGGCGGUGACCGCCACCACGUGUCUCAGGAGACCUCCGAGUGCUCCACUUCGCCACCUCCCAGCCAAACCACGAGGACGAACGAUUCUUCCCCGCGCAGCCAUCCGUUCAGCAUAAGCCGUUUGCUGGGCGAGAGCGGCGUUCAGAGUCUGAAAAGCCCAUCGCCUUCGGAAGAGCCGGACAGCGACAGAGAGAGAAAGUGGCCGUGGGAGGAAGGCAACAACAACCGGACGAGCGGUGUCGCGGACGACGGCAGGCGGUCCUGGGGAGACGUCGAGGAGAAGCUGUCGGAGAGGGACGACGACGACACCGGCGGCAGUACACCCGACACGCAGCGUGCCAACUCCUCCUCUUCGUCGUCCGUUCACUGUGCCUCGGCGACGGCGGCGGCGGCGGCAGCGGCAGCGGCGGAUCUUCUCGCCCCCUUCAGACUCUUCCCUACCGGUACCACCGCUGGUCUCAUCUACACCGGCGGUGGCGUCAUACGGGUACCGGCUCACAGACCACCACCGAAUGGCGCGCCCACCGGCAGUGCCUUGACACAGGCUGCGCUCAUGUCCGCACCCUGGAGCCUGCAAGCUCUUCAACACAGCCAGCAGCAGCAGCAGGCGGCGGCGGCCGGCCUUCACAGGGCGAGUCUCCUGGCGAACCUCGCCGCUCAUCCUCUCCAAGCGCAUCCGCAUCUCAAGGACAGACUAGCAGUGGCUGGAGCAUUUCCGAGGAGAAUCGGUCAUCCUUAUCAGAACCGGACGCCACCGAAGAGGAAGAAACCGAGAACAAGCUUCACGAGGCUGCAAAUCGCGGAGUUGGAAAAGCGCUUCCACAAACAGAAAUACCUGGCCUCCGCCGAACGAGCGGCGUUGGCGAAGUCGCUGAAGAUGACGGACGCUCAGGUGAAGACUUGGUUUCAAAAUAGGCGGACGAAAUGGAGGCGGCAGACAGCAGAGGAAAGGGAGGCCGAGAGGCAAGCCGCGAAUCGGCUAAUGUUGUCUCUGCAGGCCGAAGCUCUCGGCAAGGUGUCGUAUCCGACGACGGGUAUAUCUGGACAUCCGGGAAGCGCGCCGGUGUCCAGUUUAGACACAAGGCAACAGACGUCGACAGGCCUGACGGCGGUGGGCCAGUGGGCUUCCCCUUAUGGACCGCCGCAGCCGCUCGCCGAACCGAUCUGCUGA